GCGGGCUCCUCAGUGUGCUGUUUCGGCCUGUUUCGGCACUGGCCGGACAUUUUCGCCUCUUUGUUUUACUGAUAGUGGAUUUAACUCGGAUUCAACCCAAUAUCCAGCGGACCGCGCUGGCCAUAAACAGCUGUGUGAAGUGGAGCACAGGAUGCAUAGUUAACACCACCCUGUGUCUCGCAGAAGAAGCCGGGCUGCCAGACCCUCAGUAGUAGACACAUGGCGGCAUUGGGGAACCCCGAGAUGUUAACCAGGAAGAUUCAACUGUGGGACAUCAAUGCCCACAUCACCUGUCGUCUGUGUGAGGGGUACCUGAUCGACGCCACCACGGUCACUGAGUGCUUACACACCUUCUGCAGGAGCUGUUUGGUGAAGUAUCUAGAAGAGAACAACACGUGUCCCACAUGUCGGAUUGUCAUUCACCAGAGCCAUCCACUGCAGUACAUCGGCCAUGACCGAACAAUGCAAGAUAUUGUCUAUAAGUUGGUGCCAGGAUUGCAAGAAGCGGAGAUGAAGAAACAGAGAGAAUUCUAUCAGAAGUUAGGCAUGGAGGUGCCUGGAGACAUCAAAGGAGAGCUGUGCAACAUGAAAACCCACCUGGACGCUCAACGCAAUGGUGACCUGAAAUCAGAAGAUCCAGCCAAUAAGGAAGCAGGAGACGAGAAAGCAGAGGAGGAAAAUGACUACCAUCGCAGUGAUGAGCAGGUGAGUAUCUGUCUGGAGUGUAACAGCAGUAAGCUCAGAGGCCUCAAGCGGAAGUGGAUUCGUUGUUCGGCUCAGGCGACUGUUCUCCACCUCAAGAAGUUCAUCGCAAAAAAGCUAAACCUGACAUCUUUCAAUGAGCUGGACAUCUUAUGCAAUGAAGAAAUCUUGGGCAAGGACCAUACUUUGAAAUUUGUUGUGGUAACAAGAUGGAGAUUUAAGAAAUCCCCCCUCCUCCUUCAUUACAGACCCAAAAUGGAUCUGCUGUAGUUGGACAAAAAGGCUUGGUUGUUUUGGCCCAGUGGCUGAGGACUGUGCUACGUGCUUUAUAUGCAUAGACCAUCAACGCCCACAACAAACAAACACCCGUCAACACGGAUAUGAGCCAGCAAACAACAAAACCAGCACAGCCACUGCGACGCUGGCGACUUACGGGAACAACCGCUUUUCUCUGUCUGUUCGUCCGCUUUUAUGUCCUAGAUAUGUGAAAAAUUGAGAGAAAGCAUAUAUUUAUACUUUUGUAUGGUUGAGAAAAGUGGAACCAAGACCCAAUUGGUGCACUGUUUACACUAUUAAAACAAAAAAAGACAAAAAGAAAAGUUCAUGAGAAAGGUUUAACUUUUUUUUUUUUUUGUACUAUUGGACAUCGUUUCCACUUCAAUGAUGGGCAAGUUGGUGCUCGUUUUCUGCCGUUCUCCGUGGAAGUGUCCACUUUUACACUGCUAACCAGAAGAGAGGAGGUGUUUCAAACUGACCGCUCUCUCUCAGGUCUAACCUAACACUUCUCGGGAGAGCAGAGCCUUUCUAAACUUAUAUAAAGCAGUUUAUAUGAGUGGUUUCUUUACUUUCCGACGUUGCUACGAGUGGAAUUGUGAAUAGGCAAAUUUAUGUGUAGUAUUUAUGUUCUAUUUACCAAUAUUGUAUAUAAAAGUUGUUGAUGGAGAGAAAGGAUGAAAGAGUGUGUGAAAGACUAAAAGACUAGAAAAAUAGAGACGGUUUAGAGUGGUUUUCCAAAAGUGCUAUAAUUUGGCCUUCGUUUAUGUGGGUACAUGGAAAAGACAUAAAUAUUCAGCUAAAUUCGAGGAAGAUAGCAAUUUGGGUGAAAUUCAUAAAAUAUUUUCCCCCCAAAAUCGAAAGGAAAAAAAAAAGAAGAAGAAAAAGAAAUUGUAUUUUGCUUAAAGAAAAUUAAGUUUGGUUUUGGGACCAUUAAGAUUUGUUUUGCCAUUAUUUUCAUAAUUGCGCAAAUCCCCCGCCCAAAUUCAGUCAUUGUCAUAAAACAUACAGAUGCAUUAUAAAUACUGUUUUUCUGAUUUUCAUUUUUCUCAAUGAAGAUUCUCAUCACUGUAAUACAGUAAAAAAAAAAGUAUUACAGUAAAAACAAAAAUGAAAUUCAGCUUAUUAUUUACAGCACAUCUUAAUAGCAAUACAGUCUAUACAUCUGUGAUGUAUAAAUGAAUUUUAAAAAUCAGAUUUUAUUUAUUGUUUAUGCAUUGCGGUAAUAAGAAGUUUUGGAGAAUGUUUAAUAAUUAAGAAAAUAUCGUCACAAUGCAAAAAAAAUCUUAAUGGUUAUAAAAACAAACUACUUUUUCUUUGAUAUAAUUUAAUAAAUAAACUAUAAUAAUAUUCAUAAUUAAUAAUAUUUUACAAAACAUAUAUAAAUAUGUAGUUUUUCCCUCUUUUUUUUCCAUUACAUUUUUGGGUAAAGUAUGAGCUUAUUUAUGAAGUUAUGAAAUUCACCCUUUCAGUACAUCUGUUUUCAGUGUGCAGCCUUUUAUGAUGCAAAAAGCUUAUGUUUUUGGUCCUCUUUAAUUUAGGAGGAUUUUUAAGUGUCUAAUUAAAU
Molecule: messenger RNA, 2542 nt
Organism: Carassius auratus (goldfish)
Lineage: Eukaryota; Metazoa; Chordata; Actinopteri; Cypriniformes; Cyprinidae
Product: polycomb group RING finger protein 3-like
Exons: 10
Coding region: 220-972 (250 amino acids)
Source: RefSeq, a predicted model, not a curated record